AUGGGCGUCAGAGAUUCUCACGGGGAGGCUACCGGGACCCCGGACCCCGUUGAGAAGGGAUUCGCCACCCUCAACACCAUCAGGAUCGGUGUGAAGGCCAUGGUCCACAAGGAUGGAGAAUUAAGAAAAGCAGAGAUUCUGUCUAUAAAGCAGCGGAAAGAUGGCCUUGCUUUCUACGUCCAUUAUGUUGACUUCAACAAACGUCUUGACGAAUGGGUCGCUUCUUCUAGACUCGACCUGUCUCAAGAAGUUGAAUGGCCUCAGCCUGAGAAACCAGAAAAGAAGAAAACCGGCCCUGUCAACAAAGCUCCAAGCAAGAAUAAGCGUGCUAGAGCUGGUAGCCGUGAUGUCUCCGCAACCCCAGACCUUCUCACGGGCAAAAAUGCCAAUGUGGGAAAAGUACAGAGGCCAUCAAAAGCAGGCGGAAAGGAGAAUCGUGGCGAUGAAACUCCCGUGAACUUGUCUUUAUUGGGCUCAGAAGCGGUAUCUGCUGAUGGGACCCCGAAAGCUGACUCCGAGGACAUUGAUAUGAUGGACGUUAGCUUCACCGAUGCAAAAGAAAUCAAAGAGGAGGAACGGGCACUAGGGCUGCCGUCGCGGGAAGAAGAGAUCGAGAGAUUGCGCACUAGUGGCAGUAUGACACAGAACCCAACUGAAAUUCACCGAGUGCGAAACCUUGAUCGACUACAGAUGGGCAAAUACGACGUCGAGCCAUGGUACUUUUCUCCGUAUCCUGCCUCCUUCUCUGACGCAGAGGUGGUUUACAUUGAUGAGUUCUGUUUGGGCUACUUCGACAACAAGCGCGCAUUUGAACGCCACCGCACCAAGUGUACACUCACACACCCUCCUGGAAACGAAAUAUACCGAGAUGAUAACAUCUCAUUCUUCGAAGUGGACGGCCGUCGACAACGAACAUGGUGCCGUAACCUUUGUCUUCUGAGCAAACUCUUCCUGGACCACAAGACUCUUUACUAUGAUGUUGACCCUUUCCUUUUCUACUGCAUGUGCACUCGGGACGACACCGGGUGCCACCUUGUUGGCUACUUCUCCAAAGAAAAGGAUUCCGCCGAAGGCUACAAUCUUGCGUGCAUUCUGACACUGCCUCAAUACCAACGGCGCGGUUUUGGACGACUUCUUAUCUCUUUCAGUUAUGAGCUCAGCAAACGAGAAGGGAAGCUCGGCUCUCCAGAGAAACCUCUUAGUGAUCUGGGAUUGUUGGGAUAUAGACAAUAUUGGCGUGAAACGCUCGUCGAUAUCCUUACAGAUCCUGGGCGCGAGGCAGUCAGUGAGAACGACCUCGCCGUGUUGACGUCAAUGACUGAGAAAGAUGUUCAUGAGACGUUGGCUACAUUCAAAAUGCUUAGAUAUCACAAAGGGAAUUGGGUCAUUGUACUCUCCGACCAAGUCAUUGAAGAGCGCAGCAAGCGUAUAGAGAAAGAAAAGAUCAAAGGAUCGCGCAAGAUUGAUCCGACACGACUCCAAUGGAAGCCGCCAGUGUUCACGGCUUCCAGCCGAACCUGGAACUGGUAG
This is a messenger RNA of Aspergillus puulaauensis, 1530 nucleotides long. It is a transcript of the gene ESA1, whose product is annotated as NuA4 histone acetyltransferase complex catalytic subunit ESA1. The transcript has 6 exons. Bases 1 to 1530 code for a protein of 509 amino acids. The record is from RefSeq and is a predicted model, not a curated record. Gene Ontology annotation, biological process: regulation of DNA-templated transcription. Lineage: Eukaryota; Fungi; Ascomycota; Eurotiomycetes; Eurotiales; Aspergillaceae. Gene Ontology annotation, molecular function: histone acetyltransferase activity.